This is a messenger RNA of Fusarium oxysporum Fo47, 1650 nucleotides long. Its product is annotated as Alpha/Beta hydrolase protein. The coding region runs from base 1 to 1650 and encodes 549 amino acids. The transcript has 3 exons. NCBI's taxonomy places the organism in Eukaryota, Fungi, Ascomycota, Sordariomycetes, Hypocreales, Nectriaceae. The record is from RefSeq and is a predicted model, not a curated record.
AUGCCUGCCAGCAAAACUCCGAUCGGCACUACAGAGCUUAGCGUUCAGGGGCUUGGUGUUGUGAAGGGCCUGAGCUUCCCUAACAACAUCCACCAAUUCAGUGGCAUUCCUUACGCAUCGCUCUCCAAGCGUUGGACACGCUCACAACUCAGGACUUCGUGGCCUGACGAUUUUCACGAUGGGACAAAGCUGGGACCCAGCGCACCAAACCCGCCGGAGUACAAUACACCUGAAGAUAUCCUUAUCCCAGUUGACAUUGCGCCCCAUUUUGAAGAGCCAAUUGAAGAUGAACUCAAUUGCCUUGUCAUGAACAUCACAACACCAACACUGGGCUCUGACUCUGGUGCGAAAUUGCCCGUUAUGGUGUAUAUCCAUGGCGGAUCUUUUCUUUUUGGCGGUGCCAAUAAGGGCGUCUUCGAUUGCGUCAACUUGACGACCUUUGCUGCAGCCCGCAACACUCCAGUUGUCACAGUCAACCUCAACUAUCGUGUCGGCCUCGGUGGCUUUCUCGCAUCGGCCGCAAUCAAGCAAGAUAUAGAGCGCGAUGGUCUUGAAGGCGUAGGGAACUUUGGUCUUUACGAUCAGCAGGUUGCUUUGCAUUGGGUGAAUCGAUACAUAGCCUCUUUUGGCGGUGAUCCCGACAACGUCACUAUCUACGGCGAAUCUGCUGGAGGGAUGAGCGUGUCUCACCACAUCGCUGCUAAGAAUCCGGCGCCCUUCCAUCGCGCCAUCGCCAUGUCUGGUCAUUUGAACACCGUCCAGACUUGGCCAUUGGAGCACCACGAAAAGCAUUACCGCGCUUUGUUGAGAUACCUUGGUAUUGAUGCGGGCGCACCUUCUGCUCUCGAUCAGCUUCGAAACGUCCCUGAGGCUGUCGUCGCUGCUGCAACGAUCCCAGUGGAGGGCCUCCUCAACGCCACGGGCAAUCCAUGCGACGAUGGUGUUUUCCACAAGACGAAACCUACCGCCAACGGUAUCACUUCACCUCCGGCGUGGCUUAAGAGCUACAUGGUUGGAGAUACCACUGACGAGGCGAUGAUUUUCACUGAGGAUCUUGCUGAGGAGACCUUUGACUCUUGGAAAACUGGCAUGAAUAAGUUCUUGAGUGAAAAGGCUACUGAUGAGAUCCUUGAUCUCUAUGGCGUCACUCCUGAUCUCUCGAAAGAGGAGCUUCUGAAAGCCCUCGAAGACAUGACAGGCGAUUCAGUCUUCAAAAUCCACAACUGGAUCGCUGUUCACCGUUCAGAUAUUCCGCAAACCUUUGGUUAUCACUUCGACCAGGUGUGCACUCAUGAUAGCAUGUACAAGGGUCAAGCCUACCACGCACUCGAUCUACUAUAUGUCUUUCUCAAUUUCGACGAGAGACUGACUCCAGGCCAGCAAAAGCUUGCAAGAACUAUGGCUGGUAGCUUUAUCGAUUACUCCUACGGCAAAGAUCCAUGGCCUCGAGUCGCCGAUGGUGAUCAAUGGAUGAGGUUUGGACCAGACGAGACUAGCAAAGUCGUUACGGAAGCUGAGGAUGAGAAUGUGCGAAAGUAUUCUCGUAUGCAGAAGAUUCUUGAUAUGGGUGUGCUGGAAGAGCUCAUACUGGCUAUUGACAAUCUUGCCUACCUCGUCAGUUUAGUGAGGAUAUCAAGGCCGAACCAGUAG